Darwinula stevensoni is the source of this 1395-nucleotide messenger RNA. The record is from the annotation of a GenBank genome assembly. Lineage: Eukaryota; Metazoa; Arthropoda; Ostracoda; Podocopida; Darwinulidae.
AGCACAAGUAAGUUUAAUGUAUUCAGAUGUAAUGGCAAUGUGAUAACUCCAUGACCCAUUAAGACUGAUAUGCAAUGGGGCUGAGACUGCACUGAGCUGACACAAAAGUGCUACAAAAGCUAGGAAUUGAAGAGUGACAAUGUCACUUGCAAGUACAAGGGAGCGGCGUGCCAAAGCAGGGCACCGCAUGGCAUCCCUGCUAAAUGAAGAGGAGGAAGAAGAUUUCUACAAGACCACUUAUGGAGGAUUUAUGGAAGAAGAAGGAGAUAGGGAUUACCAAUCUGAAGACUCAGAAGAAGAUGUGGUUGAUUCAGAUUUUGAUAUUGAUGAAGAUGAUGAGGUGAUUUCUGACAAUGAAGGGGAACAAGGAAAAGAAAAAAAACGAAGAUCAGGUGUUAUCACCAAGGCAUACAAGGAGCCAAAGCAGAAAGCUACCACAAAGCAGCCUGCAGAAAGAAAAUUUCAAAGGACAAAAGCAAAGGCCAAGGGGGCAAAGCUGACCUGGGCAUCUUCAAGUCCUCCAAAGCGGCAGAUCCGGAAGUCGACCCAGGCAAAGUCGGCAGAGGUAGCGCGUCGACAGCAGCUCCGAGCAGAAAUGAAGCAGCAGAAGAAACACACAAAGCCUGUUUAUCGUCACUUGACUCAGGAAGAGCUCCUUGAGGAGGCUAAGGAAACCGAAAGGGAAAACCUCAAGUCUCUGGAGAAGUAUCAGCUGAUGGAGUUGGAGAAGAAGAAAGUGCGGAAUGUGAAGAAGAUGGAGAGGGUUCCAUGCAUUCGGUACCAUUCUACCACGAUGCCGCUCAUAGAGGAAAUUGAUGGAACCGAUUCAGGGAAGAAAUACAGUCGUACUUUCAUCAGCUUUCCCAAUGAUGCAAAUUUUCUGAGCAACUUCUCCCGGGUGAAGCGAAAGUACCCCCCAAAAAUCAUCUGCCCCAUUACCAGGAAACCAGCCAAGUAUCGAGACCCAGUGACGGGAGUGGCAUAUCACAACAUUCGUGCUUUCAAGGUCAUCCGUGCAGCUUACUACGAGGAGCUUCGCCGGCUUGGUGACCGGAGCAAUCCUCGCGUCAAGGCUUGGCUCGACUAUUGGAGUAACGUGCGGGAAAAACCACUCCUUUCCGUGCAGUGAAGGACUGUGUGCAUUCUCUGUGCCUGUGAUGGAUGGUGUGGCGAUCGAUCUCAGCUGUGUGGGACUCGGGCGAAGUGGAGGUCCGGUUGGAGACUUUUGGGGGAUUUGUUGCCACCAAAUUCCUUUCGGAGAGAAGAUCUGUUUCCUUUCCAGAUGUGAUCUUCCGGAUCCUUUUGGAUUUCUUCCUGUGCAUGUGCAUUAUAACUUUCAGUGUCUUCGUAAUUUAAUUAUCUGAGAAUGUGAAUUGAAGUGUAUGAAAAGAAAAC